Molecule: messenger RNA, 423 nt
Organism: Peronospora matthiolae
Lineage: Eukaryota; Oomycota; Peronosporomycetes; Peronosporales; Peronosporaceae
Source: the annotation of a GenBank genome assembly
AUGCGAUGCGCGAGCAAGGCCGCCGAGAGCGCGUGUGCACGUCUCUGCGCUCGUCAUGAAGACACUCAUGUCUUCACAGAGUAUGAGCUCGGUGUCUCAUACUCUCCUGAUACGGAAGAGGAAUCUUUAUUGAAGGCGGUUGAAACCAAGCCGCCUGCCAAGCGUGGAAUGGAUGAUGCUAUGCGUCGUAGCAUCUUUGGUUCGUCUGACGAAUCAGAUGAACCAUCGCCAAAUCGAAGGCGCUCGAGGUCGCAAGAUUCGGGCGCUCACAGUGGUGUCGGUUCUCCUAUUGACACCACUUCGCAACGAGGUGCCAGUACUUCUGUCGGCACGUCGCACGAAGAGCGGGACCGCAUUGUGUUGCGUCUCGCUCCUACAAAGAAGACAUGGCUGCCUCCAAAGUCAGUCAUGUAUCGCUUGUAG